AUGACUCAGCUAAGGUUUCUGAUUGUUUUGGGAUGCCUGAUUCUGUCAAUUUUAACAACGUUCAAAGAGCAUGAGAAAGAUUCGGCUCACUGGCUGGUGAUUCUGGAGACAUUUACAAUCUUUAUUUUUGGAGGCGAGUUUGCAUUGAGGAUAUGGGCCGCCGGCUGCUGCUGUCGAUAUAAGGGCUGGAGAGGACGGCUCAAAUUCGCCCGCAAACCGCUGUGUGUCUUGGAUAUCUUUGUACUGAUUGCUUCGGUGCCAGUGGUUGCUGUACGAAACCAGGGAAAUGUGUUGGCCACGUCGCUGCGCAGUCUGCGCUUCUUGCAGAUCCUUCGAAUGCUACGAAUGGACCGCCGCGGAGGUACCUGGAAACUGCUGGGAUCUGCAAUAUACACACACAGCAAGGAACUGAUUACAGCGUGGUACAUCGGCUUCCUGUCAUUGAUCCUGGCUUCUUUCCUGGUGUACCUGGUUGAGAAGGAUGAUGUCACGGUAGAGCCAUCAUACAGCGAGGGCCCCUCAACAACACCAGCCCCACAGGACUUUGACACCUAUGCAGACGCCCUCUGGUGGGGACUGAUCACCUUGACAACCAUCGGUUACGGUGACAAGACCCCAAAGACGUGGGCAGGGCGUCUUCUGGCCGGGACCUUCGCUCUUAUUGGUGUGUCGUUUUUUGCUCUUCCAGCAGGUAUUCUCGGUUCUGGGUUGGCUCUGAAAGUUCAGGAACAGCACAGACAGAAACACUUUGAGAAACGCAGAAAUCCUGCAGCUUCAUUAAUACAGGCUGCAUGGAGAUACUACUCCACCAACCCCGUCAGAGACGAUCUCAUCGCCACAUGGAGAUUCUAUGAAACUGUGAUCUCUCUGCCAUGCUUCAGGAAGGAGCCUCUUGAGGUUAUGGCUAGUCAGAAGUUGAGUUUGUUGGAACGUGUGCGGCUGUCGACCCCGAGACCGUCGACGGUCAGGGCUCGUGUGAUGAUGCCUGCUGCCAAUCCUGAAAGUGUGUCAGGGAACUGCGGGCCAGCCGAGGUGGUUGAGGAGAGUCCAUCAAAAGAGGGCAAACCAGCAGGGUUCAGUAACAGAGAGAGAUUCCGAACUGCUUUCAGAAUGAAGGCCUAUGCCCUGAGACAGAGCUCUGAGGAUACAGGAGGUCUGCCUGACCCCACUCCUGAGGAGAGGGGCUUCCCGCCAGAUAUACUGCUGGAGGAGAUGAUUCCAACUCUCAAAUUAGUCAUAAGAGCGCUGCGGAUCAUAAUAUUCCUUUUGAGUAAGAAGCGUUUUAAGGAGACUCUGAGGCCGUAUGAUGUCAAGGAUGUGAUUGAGCAGUAUUCUGCAGGACACCUGGACAUGCUCACCAGAAUCAAAUAUCUACAGACACGACUAGAUCUGAUACUGACACCAGGACCACCUCUCACUCCAAAACACAAGAAACCCCAGAAAGCACCAUUUCCGUACCCCACCCAGCAGUCACCUAGACACGAGUCCUAUCUUCCCAAAGCAAGCCUGCCAGAUCCCGAAGACCAAAGCAUGAUGGGUAGAUUUGUGCGAGUUGAGAGACAGGUGGAAGACAUGGAGAAGAAACUGGAUUUCCUGGUGGACAUGCAUAUGCAACCCGACCUCACAGGCCCCGGCCACAUGACCAUAGAGCGCUGCGACCCCACGUUGACCGUCAGCGUCGCAGGCGACCGCGUGUACUGCAGCUACGGCCCACCGCCGAACAACACACCGCAUUACACACGCUCCGACGCCAACCCGCCCAGACCGACCGUCCUGCCCAUCAGCCCACUGCCAAGCCACUCCCCGUCCUCCAACGUCAGCCAGUCGGGAGGCCGCAGGGUGGGAACGCCACUGUCGCUGUUGUCGGUCACUCACGAGGAGCUGGAACGCUCGCCCAGCGGAUUCAGCAUCUCUGCCGAGAAAGAGGAGGUCACGGGCAAGGCCUCAGGGUUAACAGCGGGGUCGAGCUGGGGCUGCGACCGGCGCUAUUUAGCCGAGGGCGAGACGGAUACAGACACUGAUCCCUUCACCCCCAGCGGACCUGUUCCACCCUCAUCCACCGGAGACGGGUUCCACUCCGAUGGAGCGUGGGGAACACCACCCUAAAGACGCACUCACACACACUCACUCACUCACUCUUUCUAAAGACUAGACUCUGUACAGCACAACACGACACAGACAUAAUACUCGUCAUAUCUAAAUAUGUAUCCACGUCACGCUUUACCCCUGCAAAGCAAAGAGCACUGCAUGGAAUGCAUGCGUUUUAUCUCUAGUGGUAGA
Carassius auratus (goldfish) is the source of this 2280-nucleotide messenger RNA. RefSeq names its product potassium voltage-gated channel subfamily KQT member 3-like. The coding region runs from base 1 to 2106 and encodes 701 amino acids. The record is from RefSeq and is a predicted model, not a curated record. Gene Ontology annotation, molecular function: voltage-gated potassium channel activity. Lineage: Eukaryota; Metazoa; Chordata; Actinopteri; Cypriniformes; Cyprinidae. The transcript is spliced from 15 exons. Gene Ontology annotation, biological process: potassium ion transmembrane transport. Gene Ontology annotation, cellular component: membrane; voltage-gated potassium channel complex.